This is a messenger RNA of Phyllostomus hastatus (greater spear-nosed bat), 2346 nucleotides long. RefSeq names its product gasdermin D (gene GSDMD). Bases 805 to 2244 code for a protein of 479 amino acids. Gene Ontology annotation, cellular component: NLRP3 inflammasome complex. Lineage: Eukaryota; Metazoa; Chordata; Mammalia; Chiroptera; Phyllostomidae. The record is from RefSeq and is a predicted model, not a curated record. Gene Ontology annotation, biological process: pyroptotic inflammatory response; defense response to bacterium. The transcript has 11 exons. Gene Ontology annotation, molecular function: phosphatidylinositol-4,5-bisphosphate binding; phosphatidylserine binding; phosphatidylinositol-4-phosphate binding.
UCCCCCUGCGCUGCCCCUGGCAACCACCUGCGCCUCCUCUCCUUCUCCACGGAUUCUGCGGCUGUGAACACCCCCGAGCCGUGCGCUGGCGCGGGGGAGACACUGUCUUCCGAGUUGACUCCUUUCACUCGGGGUGACAUUGCGCCGUCCCUGGAUGCUGUCCCGGCGUCAGGACGUCGCUCCUUUCUGUGGCUGCCUACCACUCCGUGCGGCCCUGCGCCUACGGGUUCCCCGUUUCCUUUGCGCGCAUGAGCCCUCGGACAUGGGGGUGUGUCCAGGUCUUGGCGGUCUCGGGCAGUGCUGUAGGACCCCUCGCGGGCAGGCUUUGCGAGGAUGAGAUUCCUCUCCCUGGGGCCCACACCCAGGAGUGGGCUGGAUGAGGUGGUGCUAACGGGCUCCCCGCGGUCGCCCGGUGGUCUAGCGCCGCAGGCGCGGCUCGGGGCUCCCUCCCCCGCACGCCUAACGGGUGUGAAGCCGCAUUUCACGGUGGUUCGAUUCGCACCUUCCCAUGUGCUUGUCGGCCGUUCGUACUUUUUCUUCGAGAAAUGUCUGCUCGGCCCCUCCGCCUGCUCCAAAGUUUUAGAAAGAAACCGAGGAGCCCGCGCCGCUGGCGGGCCGGCGGCGGCGGCUCAGGCAUUUCCGGGAGCGCAGGGAGGUCUCGCGCAGCCACCUCUGGUUUCACUUUUGGGUCGGGCUUCCUGCGGGCUGAGCUGAGCGAGUCCAGAGCGCAGUCCGGGUGACCCCGGCCCAGGGCUUCCUCGCCUCCUUCCUGGGCCUGGAGCCUCGGCGCCACGGCUACGGAGCAUGUCGUCCGCCUUUGAGCGGGUGGUCAAGAGCGUGGGGCUGGAACUGGACCCGGGCCGAGAGCUCGUGCCCAUGCACAGCCUGCAGAGCUCCGCCAGUUUCCAGCCCUACCGCCUCCUGAGCAGGAAGCCCAGCUCCAGGUUCUUCAGACGCUACACGCACGUCAACCUGUCCGUCAGGGACAUCCUGGAGCCCGACGCACCGGAGCCAGCCGUCGAGCACGUCGGCCCCUUCCACUUCCAAGAUGCCGUGGACGGGCACCUGGGGGGCAGCGUGGAGGUGGCGGCCCCGGGGCAGGGGAAGAUUGCCGGCGGGGCCGCGGUGUCUGGCAGCUCCAGCGCCUCCAUGAACGUCUGCAAGCUGCAAGUGCCCCCCAACAGCUGGGUGGCCAUGCUCCGGGAGAGGCGCCUGCGGCAGCCUGAGCACAAGGUCCUGCGGGAGCUGCGGAGCCGCGGGCACGACGUGUUCGUGGUGACAGAGGUGCUGCAGACCCAGAAGGAGGUGGAGGUCACCCGCACCCACAAGCACGAGGGCUCGGGCCAGUUCUCGCUGCCCGUGGGGGUGUGCCUCCAGGGCGAGGGCAAGGGCCACCUGAGCCGGAAGAAGACGGUCACCAUCCCCUCGGGCAGUGUCCUCGCAUUCCGGGUGGCCCAGCUAGUGUUCACUGGCCCUGAGUGGGACGUCCUCUUCGUCCCAGAGAAGAAGCGGAGGACCUUCACGCCGCCCCAGACAGGUGACCAGCCGCAGCCACAGUCCUCCCUGUCCUCCCUGCUGAGGUCCCUCCGUGACCGCCUUGACUUCUGGUCGGACGGGCUUGGUGAGGACCAGAUGGCGUCCACGGAGGACUUCCGGGGCCUGCAGGCCGAGGCGAAGGCCUGGGCGGGGCUCCUGGAGAGCCUGUCGAAGACCCUGUGUGAGCAGCUGCUGGGGGGCCUGGGGCAGCUGCUGCGGGACGAGCCGGCCCUGCACACCCUGGAGGAGUCGCUGGAGCAGGGCCUGUGCUGUGGGCGGGCAGAGCCUGUGCAGGGCCCGGCGGGCCGUGUCCUCGAGUGCCUGGUGCUCCCCUGCCGGACGCUGGUGGAGGAGCUUGCAGGCCCGGUCGCCUACUUACUGGGAGCGCUGGCUGCCCUGAGUGGAGCCCAGCGCGUGCUGCUGGCCGAGGCGCUGGAGGCUUCGGCCCUGUCGGAGCCCCUCAAGCUGGUGGAGGAGGUCUUGGAGCAGAGCUCCCCGUGGCAGGAGCGCAGGGCCCUGUCCCUGCCGCCUGGGUUCCUGGGGGACAGCUGGGGCCCAGAGGUGCCUGCCUGGACCCUGCUGGACGCCUGUGACCUGGAGCUGCAGGUGGACGCCCCCCAGGUGGGCUGGGAGCCGGCAGCCCAGGGCUGCACGUGUGCGCUGUACGCCUCCCUGGCCCUGCUGUCCAAGCUGAGCCAGCUCUGCUAGCUGGCGUCCAGCGUGGAGAGCCCCGCCCGGCCCUGAGGGCGCCCACCACAGGCUGUGGGGGGGGGGGGCAGCUGGGAGAAGUCAAUAAAUGGGAAGCACGAA